UAAAAAUGUGAGCUUCCAAAGUUAGCUAUGCCAAUUCAAAAAGUAGUUACUCGCCUUGUUCAUAUAUGAUGGCAAAAUUUAUUACUGAUAUUGUCAAAAAUACAGAUAAAUUGUGCAAAAAGAAAUUCAAUAAUGAAAAACUGCGAAGGUAUUACCAAAAUAAUGAUUUUGUGUCUACAAUAAAACCCGGAAUGUCGAUCAAAGAAUAUGUACAUCGACUGGCAAUGUACUUGCAUAUCUCCGAAUCGUGAUUUAUUCUUGCACUGGUAUACAUAGACAGAUUGACUGAACAACAUCCAAGAAUAUUGGUGAAUUCUUACACAAUUCACAGAAUUCUCUCUACAAGUAUAAUUCUUGCUAUGAAGUUUAAUGAAGACUUGGCCUUCCCAUACAGGUACAUUGCAUCAGUCUGUGGAGUUUCUGAACACGAACUUCUAGAAUUGGAACUAUCCUUCCUGAAUCUAAUCAAUUAUGAGUGAUUUGUUGAUUCUGAAACCUUUGAAAGCUAUUAUUCACAUCUAUCAAAGAUGACUGGCAAAAGAGCUAUGCUCAGCAACUGUUCCUGUCUCGAACCAGCUCAUUCUACUCUAAAUGUAUCAAGAAAUAGGCACCAGUGUCGAUCUAAAGAUGGUAAGAAUCUCCCAAAGAAAGUUCUGGCAUCCCAAAACAUUAGUUAUGAAACUGGAGAGGAAAUUUCAACGCAUUAUGGUUCAGGAAUCUCAGAGGUCUCUCAAAAGGCUCAACUACAUAAGCAUAGUACUUUUUCAGCAGAGUCUUCCUCUGCUGAGAAUAGUAAAAUUUGGAAGCUCAACAGGGAGAUGAAGCAAUGUCAUAGUAAAAGUGGGGAAAGAAAUAUGCAAUCUAAAAAUCUCAGCAAAGCUAGUCAUCCGACCGAGAACCUCAGUGCGUCCGCUGGCUGAAAAGUAACAAAAAGCCACCAAAAAAUUUCAGAAGAUGUUCGUUCAGGCCAGAAAACCUUAGCUCGUAGCCAUGAUACUAAGAAAGAGGGACUCAAAACUUCAUUAUAUGCAUCCUUUCCUUCUGAUCGUUCGUCCAGAGAAGUCUUUUAUACCGGUGAAUAUCCAAAUUGAAGGAAUCCAAUGAAUGCCAAAGAAAGACGGUUUGGAUUUGAGAACCAUCAUAUGUACUUCUAAACUUACUUUAAGGACAUAAGAUAGGCUAUCCAAGCUAACUCUUGACCCAUCUUUGGAUUACCGAAGACCGGAGUUGACUGUGUAUAGCAGGAGGGGCUAGAGAGUCUACUUUCUCAGCUCCCUUCCACUUUGUAACACUAAACUAUAAUUUUGUAUCAUAA
Messenger RNA from Moneuplotes crassus, 1315 nucleotides. NCBI's taxonomy places the organism in Eukaryota, Ciliophora, Spirotrichea, Euplotida, Euplotidae. The record is from the annotation of a GenBank genome assembly.